AUGAAACUGGCGAUUAAGUGGGGAAGGAGUCGAAAUGUUGAAAAGGGAUAUUCCUCCGGCUCAUUUCAUAUUUAUGAUCCGUUCCGCUCCUUUUCUUUACUCUCUGAAACAGGGAAUGAGCAACAUGAAUCUGGAAUUUUCGAGGCCUGGGAUAAAAAAUGGAAGUUAUGUGUUUAUCCCAAGGGAAAAAAGAAGAAUGGAGAUGGUUAUAUCUCCCUCUACUUACAAAUUGUUGAUAUUGAUGAUUAUCCAGUGGGAUGGGAGGUUAAUGUGAAGUUUAGUUUCUUUGUUUAUGAUCAUGUUCAUGAUAAAUAUUUGGUCGUCCAAGAUGUUGGAGGAAAAGUGAGGCGGUUUCACUAUAUGAAAACUCAAUGGGGCUUUGAUCAACUACUUCCCUUGUCCACUUUUAAUAAUCCCUCUAAUGGAUAUCUGGUUAAUGACACGUGUGCAUUUGGAGCUGAGAUUUUUGUCAUUAAUUCCAAUGCUACAAAACGCGAAUGUCUUUCGAUGGUGAAAGAUCCAACAACCAAAACUUACACAUGGAGAAUAAACAACUUCGCUUCAGAAAAGGACAAACUUGUCAUAUAUUUCGAUGAGUUCACCAUUGAAGGAAGCAAAUGGUACCUCUACUAUAUAUACGUUGUGCCCUUUUACUUUUAA
Messenger RNA from Ipomoea triloba (trilobed morning glory), 660 nucleotides. RefSeq names its product ubiquitin carboxyl-terminal hydrolase 12-like. The coding region runs from base 1 to 660 and encodes 219 amino acids. The transcript has 4 exons. Lineage: Eukaryota; Viridiplantae; Streptophyta; Magnoliopsida; Solanales; Convolvulaceae. Gene Ontology annotation, molecular function: protein binding. The record is from RefSeq and is a predicted model, not a curated record.